GAAUCAGAUUGGCAGUUAGCACAAGGAUUUUGGGAAGGAAAGAGGGAAAAGACUCUUUAGGGAAAGGAAGAUUAGAUGAAAUUGACAACCGCUAUCCAUCAUUACUGGCUUACCUCUUCUUAGUUCAUAUUCAACCACCUCUUUUCAAUCUAUGUGUUGGCCUUUUGUUUUUUUGUUUUUUAAUUAGCAAGUAGCCUGGUUUUUCAUCUAUCCCAAUUAACAUAUAAACUAUUGGGGUUUCGUUUGUUGACCCUCUUUCUCUUUCCUUCUUCCUUUCUUUCAGAAUUUAAGCCUUCUCUCAAAAUUUUAAGCUUUUGGAUUCAUUUCUUUCGAAUCUAGCGCAUACCCUUUUCUCUUCUAAGCUCUCUCUCUCUCUCUGAACAUUUGAUAACCUUCUUUCAUCCCAACUUGUAUUUUGUUUUGUUUUGCAGUUUUCUUUGUAGACCCUCUUUCCCUUUCUUCUUUCGCUAACUGGAAAGUUAAUUUUUUGUUUGAUUUCUCCCAGUUUGUCAUAUGCUCAUUUCCUCUCUGCCUCCUUUGUGCAUUCUCUCUCUCUCUCUCUUGGGGCAAUUAUCAGAUGAUGAUGAUGACAAUGGAGGGGAUGAUGGAUACGGGGGUACUGAAUGAUAUAAUAAGAAGGCUGUUGGAGGGGAAAGGAGGGAAGCAGGUGCAGCUCUCUGAGGGGGAGAUCCGUCAACUUUGCGUCAACGCCAGGCAAAUCUUCCUCUCUCAGCCCAAUCUCCUUGAGAUUCAUGCCCCCGUUCGCAUAUGCGGUGACAUACAUGGACAAUACCGAGACCUAUUGAGGCUGUUUGAAUAUGGUGGCUACCCUCCUUCUGCAAACUACCUUUUCCUUGGGGAUUAUGUAGAUCGAGGCAAGCAAAGUUUGGAGACUAUAUGUUUGCUUCUAGCCUACAAAAUUAAAUAUCCUAACGAAGUCUUCCUGUUGAGAGGAAACCAUGAAGACGCAAAGAUUAAUCGAAUUUAUGGGUUUUAUGACGAGUGUAAAAGGAGGUUCAACGUUAGGCUAUGGAAAAUAUUUACUGACUGCUUCAACUGCUUGCCUGUGUCUGCACUCAUUGAUGACAAGAUACUCUGUAUGCACGGCGGACUCUCUCCAGAGUUGCAAAAUUUGGAUCAAAUAAAGGAACUUCAAAGACCUUCUGAGGUACCGGAUAGUGGUCUCCUCUGUGAUCUGCUUUGGUCGGAUCCUGAUGCUAGUAUUGAGGGCUGGGCUGAGAGUGAUCGAGGUGUCUCAUGUACUUUUGGACCUGAUAGGGUUGCCGAGUUUUUGGAUAAAAAUGACCUUGAUCUCAUUUGCCGGGGUCAUCAGGUGGUGGAGGAUGGAUACGAGUUUUUUGCUAAACGAAGAUUGGUCACAAUAUUUUCAGCUCCAAACUAUGGUGGAGAGUUUGACAAUGUUGGUGCUCUAUUGAGUGUCGAUGAAUCUUUAGUAUGUUCUUUUGAAAUAUUGAAACCACUCGAUACUAAAGCAUCAGCAAGUGGGUCUAAUACAUCCCGAAUGAAACUUAAAAAGCCCCCUAAAGCUGGAACCAUCUGAUUGUUUGGAGACUCCUUCUGUUCGAAUAGGAGAUACGGCAAGUGACACGGCAAGCUUAGUUUGUGUUAGGGUUUGAAUUAUCAGUAAGCCGACAGGCUUGGUGAAAGAGAAGCCUAACCUUUUAUAAUAUUGGAGAUGGCUGAUGAAAUGAUUAUAAGAAAUGUAAAUUGGGAACUAUCUUUUGUGCAGACGAAGAGAUUUGAGCUUUAAAACACCCUUUUGUUCGUUCACCUACUGUAUCUGCAUGUAAGUGUGAGUGUGAGCACUGAUUGAGAAUGUCCUGCCUUGAUUUUGGUUGAGCAGUAUCUGUAUAUGUAGUUGGUGUUGUUUGCUCAGGAUUCAAGAGGCUUCUUAUCGACCCAACACCUCUUAAAAUAGUGGUUUCCAUGAAUGACUUCUAAUUGAACUCCAUUUUAUUUU
Messenger RNA from Juglans regia (Persian walnut), 1981 nucleotides. Its product is annotated as serine/threonine-protein phosphatase PP1. NCBI's taxonomy places the organism in Eukaryota, Viridiplantae, Streptophyta, Magnoliopsida, Fagales, Juglandaceae. The coding region runs from base 578 to 1561 and encodes 327 amino acids. Gene Ontology annotation, molecular function: protein serine/threonine phosphatase activity. The record is from RefSeq and is a predicted model, not a curated record. The transcript is spliced from 5 exons. Gene Ontology annotation, cellular component: nucleus; cytoplasm.